GUGUCUGUCGUGUUUACGGCCAGCUGUAGCUUCUAGCGUUGGUUACUCCGUGCUGUGCAGAACCACCAUGCUAUUCUGGAAGGUUUCCUGUCUCCUAUCGGCGCUAUCUAUUGCGUCCGCCAAGCUCACAUGGGGAACGACGCAAUUCCUCUUCACAUUUGGCGAUUCCUACACAACCGACGGCUUUAAUAUCUCUGCCGGUGUGGACUCACCCGUGCCGGGCUUUACUUCCUCCAAUGGCCCUAAUUGGGUUCAAUUCCUCGGUGGCACGUACAACGUGACCGACACACAGGUGUUUAACCUUGCUUCGGGCGGGGCGACGAUCGAUGCUGCGCUCGUCGCACCGUUCGAGCCGACGGUUCUGUCCAUCGUCGAUCAAGUGCAGCAGUUCCAUGACAUACUGGCCCCGAAGCCGGCAGGUGCGGAGUGGAACAGCUCAAAUAGCCUCUUCGCCUUCUGGAUUGGUAUAAAUGAUGUCGGAAAUUCCUUCUCUUGGACAAAUGUGACAUCCCAAUCCGACUUCCAUAAAGUCUUGAUGAAGAGACUAUUCAGUCAGGUCGAGAUCCUGUACCAGGACGGAGCGCGGUCUUUCCUUUUCCUGACUGUGCCGCCGACGAACCGUGCCCCUCUGCUGAUCGAGCAGGGCCCUCAGGCUGUAGGGAAGAUUACUGCCGCGCUCGCAGACUACAACGCUCAGCUGGCGGCGAACGUCCGCGCGUUCAAUCAGACGCACAAGGACCUCGACCAGGUCCUAGUCUUCGACACCCGUCCGAUUUUCAACACCCUCUUGAACAACGCCGAGACGUUUGGGUUCGUCAACAGCACAGGCUUCUGCGAUGCGUACCAGAACGGCACCCCUGAGCCGACGACUCAAACACCGCCGUGCGCCCCGGUGUCCAGUUAUUUCUGGCUCAAUACAUUGCAUCCGCUCUUUACCGUGCACAACAUUCUCGCCCACGCCCUCUCGACGGCGCUCAGUGCCUAGCCGCUAGCGCCGCACAUACCUUUCUCGUCGGGGGCUGGAGGAGAACGGUUACCAAAACGGGCGGAGCCUGGAGACGCGUUGCGAUUUCGUUCGGCGUCACGCAGGUUGGGGCGUUGUAUUUGCGCCGCCUGCAGUAUGCGGUGCGGGUGCGUGCAUGUGCGAGUGUACACUGUCGGAAUGUGCGUUGUCUGGGCUGGGUGAGACCCGGCCGAGGUCACUACAAGGCACAAACACGGAUAGAUGGACGUCUGGCAUGUUGCAUCCAUCGGACACGAUUUGGAACGGGUGAGUACGUAUGGACCCAAUUGGGGGGAGAUCGAAACAGCUCGGUGAUAGAGAACGCGUGCGAAUACGACCGGGGCACUUUGGCUCGCGCACGGCGACGCGAAUGGAUGACCGUUACACGCCCAUUC
Dichomitus squalens LYAD-421 SS1 is the source of this 1398-nucleotide messenger RNA. RefSeq lists its product as uncharacterized. The coding region runs from base 68 to 985 and encodes 305 amino acids. Gene Ontology annotation, molecular function: hydrolase activity, acting on ester bonds. The transcript is spliced from 10 exons. NCBI's taxonomy places the organism in Eukaryota, Fungi, Basidiomycota, Agaricomycetes, Polyporales, Polyporaceae. The record is from RefSeq and is a predicted model, not a curated record.